CUGGGUGGCGUGCUGAAGGAGUUCGGUGCACAGGUGGUUUUCUCUUCCAUCCUACCAGUGACCGGAUGAGGAAGACGGCAGGAGAACUGCAUCAGAGAGACCAACUGGCAGCUUCGGCAGUGGUGUCUCGAGGCAGGCUUCGGCAUCCUAGACAAUGACCCGCACGUCACGACGAGGGACAUGCUCAGCUGGGAUGGGCUUCACCUGUCCCCCAAAGCACUUGACACAGGCUCAAUAGUUGAGGUUGGUGCUGGGGAGGUCCAAGAUGGUCCCUUCAUGACUGGUUGCUGAGAAAGGAACUGGAGAAGUAGCUGAAACCUUGGAGGUGCUGGAAGCUGCAGGAGACUGAGGGGACAUUCAUGCAGACAUGGACCCCCUCAACACCCCCCAGACAGCACAUGGGGCGAGACCCACCCCAGGCAGAAAGGGAGCACUGGGGUUGUGUACAGCAGGGGCCUGAGCUGCAACUAGCUCUGGGGUGGGCACAGGGGGCUGGGUAUAACUGGGCUUCCCAAUGCAGCUGGCGCUGGGAUGGUGCUGGGCUGGGCAUAAUGGGAUCUCCCCCUUGAGCCAAGGGCUCCAGCUCCCCCUGCUCCAACCCACCAGUCCCUGUUCCUGUUCCUGUCCCUGAGCUGGGCGAGUACCCAGGGGUCUGGGCUGUCAGCUCCCCCCUUCCCCAUUGCUUACAGGAACUGGAAGAAGUCACCAGGAUGUGGAUCUUCUGUACAGCUGUCCCAUGUGUUCCUGAUGUGUUGGACAGCCCCAGUGUCACCAGUAUCCCCAGCACCAGGAGAGAAGCAGGUGUCACAGCAACCAAGGGAACAGCCGACCCUGAGAAUGGGGCUCCUGACACUUCAUCGCAGGAGGGAUGCAGGUCAUGGGUCAAACAACAUCCAAAGAAAACUGGUGCUGGAGUCUGCCCUGAUGGCCAGUCAAGGCUUCUUUCAGUGUGGUGUUAUGCUCCAGAAGGGGGUCGCCGGCUUGUCCUUCUGGCUGGACAGGUCGGGUGCUGGUCAAGUUGGAGAUCAAGAAGGCGCCCCUGAAGGUCACUUUUCACUGCUUUUUAUCUGUCCUUGGCAGACUUUGGUGACUCCCCAGUUUUCAGGUUUUCCCAAUCCAGGGGUCUUUGACCCUCGUGGGACUUCCCCCUCGGUGGCUACUGGAUCCCCAGGGGUCGUCCGCAUGUACGUGCAGGUUUGGGAGUCCGUUGAUGACUUUUGAUUAAUUUACUGCUGUCAUGAAUAGGGCUCUGGGAGCAGUCGAUCUGGAGAUAUUCAGCCCCAAAAGGUGAUCCCUGGAGGUAAUUAAGCCAGACCGGGGCGUCUAGCCCUUGAACAGGGAGGUUGAGAGAACUCCCGGUUGCUACAUUGUCUCCUAUUGAUUCUUUCUGUUGGCUGAUCUGCGGUUUGCAUAGGUGUUAAUUGACCCUUGUUACUGAAGCCUGCUACUGUGUUACACAUUCAAACACUGACUCGCUCGCUCUUUCAGGGCCCGCCUGAUACAAGGUAGCAGCAGUUUGAGUCCUGCCCUUGUUAACAUUGUUACAGUGUAUAACUUACUUCUGCAACUACACACAUUUAGUUAAAAGGUGAAGCAUAUAAAAUAUAAGCUGCAAGAGUAAUGCCACGGCACACAAAUAGAUAAAAAUACCAAAAUACAAGGGGAGAUACAAAAUAGACAUGUGCAAACUUUAAAACACAAUUCCUCAUCUUAUAGUGAAAGAAAGAGGAAGGAAGAAAAGGUAGAAGAAGAGAAACAUAUCUAAAGAGGGGAGAGCAAAUGCAGGCAAGAGGAAAAGGGGGCUUUCUGCUACAGGCAGGCAUUUGCCCCUCGCUCAGCCUGGCCCGGUCUGGGGGGUUCCCUGCUUGUGCAGCAGGGGCAUGUCCUGGGCCUGGUUCUCUGCAGCGUCUCCAGCCCUGACCCCUCGGCAGCAAAAGGACAUGGCGGUCAUGGCCCCCCUGCUGUCUCCGGAGCAGGGGCAGGGGGGAGACCUGAGGGUGACACAGUGGCGUACCACGGGUCCUUGGUGCCAAGGGGGCCAACGCCCGCACUUGCAACUCCAGCCCCCUCCCCCCCCCCCCGGGCAAUCCAAACACAGAGCGGGGCCCAAGGCAAAUCAGCCUGUGCGGGGCCCACCCCCCACCCCAGGACACUUCCAUGGGGGAAUUACCACUGCGGCACACCAGCCCGGAUUGCUGGCCGGAACGGCUGAAGAACAGCACAACCCGCCAGGCAGUCGGAACGUGGCAGGCGCCCCAACCUCUCUGGCCUGCGUCCCCCACUCACUACCCCUCUGGGGUGACAGCAACUGUAGAAAGGGUCUGGAGGGUGGGGGUGAAUGAGGCCCUUCAGGUGGGAGUUGGGGUGCACGUGCCCCUGGGGUCCCUUAUAGCCCCCGGCUGUGGGAUUUGGGCAAGGGAACCUGGGUGGCAGGGAGUUGCUUCUGCUGCACUCGCUGCCUCUUCUGAUACCUGCUUCUCCUCCCAGUCUGGUUUGCACGGGAGACGCUGGGGAUGCUGGUCACACUGGUACUGUACCAUGGCAUGAAUGGGAACCAGUGUGACCCAAACACCAUGCAGUGGACUCUCAGGGCAGGGAAACUGGGAGCCCGGACACCUGGGUUGACUGUAGUGACCCCAUUACACCCAGCCCCAGCACCACCCCAGAGCCAGCUGCAGCUCAGCCCAGGACCCCAACUGCUCUGCAUGUCAUCUUCUGUCAAGGGCGAGAUUGGCAGCUGAUCUCCUGUGACAUGGCAAGGCAGGUAUCCUGGAGAGAACCAGCACUGAGAUGCAGCUGGCUCUGGGGUGGGCAUCCAGCACCACAGACCAUCUUGUUUCUCCCUGCAGGAGCAGCUGAAGGCUCACCAUGGCACGUGGGCCAACUCGACUGUGAACGCUGAGCCUGGGCAAUGCACCUGUAUGGAAGAGGACGGGAGACGCAGCUGGAGCAGCAGCAGUGUCCCCAGAGCCUGCCCUCGCACGUGCACCCCAGGCAGCCGGACGGCAGCAGGUCUGCUCUGCUCCAGAGCCUGAUAUGUUCCCUUUCUAUGAAGGACUGGAGCAUGGUAGGGAAUUAACUCAGUCCUGGAUUUUAAAGCUGAUUUUGGCAUGACAAAGCCAUCACACAUGUGUUUCUAUAAGCACUAAGGAGGUGGGGAUUUGGCUCAGGUGGUGCUGAUCCUACAGAGUCUGAGAACCGUUGCAGCAGCAGGACGUUGGCAGUCUCAGCCUCAUUUUCCUGGGGCAGGUGCAACAUCUGGUGCCGUGUCGUGCUGCUCGGAGGCCAGACACGGGGUUUGUCUGGGCUGGUCUGGAUGGGCUGAUCCUGCCCCAGGCAUGGGUCAGACUGGGUGUGACCCCUGGGGUUCUGUGCAGCCCCCAGCUCUGCAGUGUCUCUGGACGCUGCAUGCCCUGUCCCCAUCUCACUCCAGCCUGGGGACUGUUCGUUCUCCUCCUCCCAGUUUCCUUUUUAAACCAGUCUUUGUGAGCCCGAGUGGGCUCUUCUGGCCCUUCUCGAGGGCUCACCCACCCUCGCCACGGUGCUGACACCUCUGCGGAGGCCAAACUGAGCAGGCCAAAACCAGUGCCACUUCCCGGGACUCAAAACAAUGGAGAAAACCUUGGUGCCACGACUUCCGACUGCAAGGUGCCCCUGGACACCGGACAGUGCCGACAGGCGCCGUGCAUGAGUGUACAGAGAGCGAGAGCCCAGGCCCCCGGCCACUGAGAUCCCUGCUGGGGAGACGUGGCUGCUGCGCUGGAGCCCGUGGCAGCCGUGGGCCUCCCCUUCAUGGCUGAGCUGGAGAAGCAGGACACAGGAGGUGUGCAGGAGGGGCUGAGGGUGCAGAAGUCCCUCGUGUCGUCCAAACCGGAGCUAUUCCAGCACCAAGAGCUCUGGGGGCAGGACACGAUGCAGGACAUUCAGCCCCCUUGCGAGGCCCAGCUGCCCUCCAUGACCCCACAGCUGGCACCGCGAGAUGAGCUCCCCAGCCCAGAGCCCUGGCGCCAGCUCUUCCGUGGCCUGCGCUACCGGGAAGCCGAGGGCCCAGGGAAGAUUUGCAGCCGCCUGCGGGACCUGUGCCGGCGCUGGCUGGAGCCCCAGUGCCGCAGCAAGGAGCAGAUGCUGGAGCUGGUGGUGCUGGAGCAGUUCCUAGCCAUCCUGCCCCCAGAGAUGCAGAGCUGGGUUUGCAGGUGCCGCGUGGAGACCUGCGCCCAGGCCGUGGCCCUGGCCGAGGGGUUUCAGCUAGGGCAGGCGGAGGACGAGAAGAUCCAGGUCACCGUGCGUGUGAAGGUCGAGGAGGUUUCCUCAGACAAGAUGCAGCCCCCACGGGCCCUCUCAGAGCCUGGUGAUUCCCGGGUGCAGAAGCCAAAGGCCCGUGGUGAGGACAGGCCUCUGGAGGAGGCAGGAGAGCGGGAAACCUCAGGGCCCGAGGUCAAGCUGUCUCAUGUCCCCAAAGAGGAGCCCCCGCCCAACCCGGAGCCAGGCAAUGAACUAUGAUCUCACUAUUGAACUGAUAAAAAAGCACCUUUGAUCUUGCGCCUUGAGUUGACCACAUUUACCACUGAACUCAC
Molecule: messenger RNA, 4574 nt
Organism: Alligator mississippiensis (American alligator)
Lineage: Eukaryota; Metazoa; Chordata; Crocodylia; Alligatoridae
Product: zinc finger protein 500-like
Exons: 8
Coding region: 3793-4500 (235 amino acids)
Source: RefSeq, a predicted model, not a curated record